AUGUGUGCGUUGCUGCACCUCUUGGUGGCAGCUGUCGCCUUCUGCAUCGUAGUCGAUGCGGUGCCAGCCAGUGUAGCCAGCUUCGCCGCUCCAACAGUCACGAUAGAUUCCGGAGCGGUAGUUGGCACAACGACCCUUCUUGCUGGGGCCACCGUCACGGUCGACAAGUUCCUAGGAAUCCCGUUCGGGGCAUCUCCAACGCGAUUUGCACCCGCCGUAAAGCCAACGCCAUGGAAAUCACCCUACAACGCUACGAAGUAUGGUCCAGCAUGCAUCCAACAGUUCAAUUAUCCCGAAGCGGCGCGCAAUCUGACAAUGUCAUGGUUCAACACUCCGCCUCCGCCAGCAGGCGAGAGCGAAGAUUGUCUCAACCUAAAUGUCUAUGUCCCUGCGACCCCAGGGAAAAACAAGACCGUUAUGGCAUGGAUAUAUGGAGGUAGCCUACAAUUCGGGUCAAACUCAGCUUCGUACUACGAUGGAACAUCAUUCGCCGCGAACCAGGAUGUCAUUAUCGUGACGCUCAAUUAUCGGACAAACGUGUUUGGCUUUCCCAACUCUCCCGAGCUGCCCUUAGCCCGGCGCAAUCUGGGAUUCUGGGACCAGCGUCUUGCCCUCGACUGGAUCCAAAGAAACAUUGCGGCGUUUGGUGGCAAUCCUAAGAAGGUGACAAUUUUUGGAGAGAGUGCUGGUGCGGCGAGCGUGGACGCGCUCGUGACGAGCCUACCAAAGAACCCUCCUUUUCGAGCAGCAAUCAUGGAAUCUGGGCAAACAUCGUUCUACAUCAACCCAACCAAUGCGCCAACGUCGUGGCUGGCACUUGCUGCUGCCUUGAAUUGCACCCAGACCCAUCCCCACUCGAAUCUGACCUGUCUCCGAGAUGCAAAUGCCACUGUCAUCAAGUCCACGAUCGAGCACAUGGCUCUGCCAUUCCGCCCUGUCUCGGACAACGUCACCUUACUCCGCUAUCCCGAGGAAGCAAGGGUGAACAAGAGCAUCGCGCCUGUUCCGAUCAUGACGGGAACCAAUGCCAACGAAGGCACGAUCUUUACCGUCGGCCAGAGCAACGCCACUGCAUAUCUCGCCUCAGUGCUGGGCAACCAGACCGCUCUGAUCCAGGCGAUUCUGGCGGCGUACCCUCUUCCACCUGCACAGCAACUCGCCGCGAUCACCACCGACUUCGCCUUUACCUGUCCGGCGGGCAACUUGGCCAAUGACUCCCGCGCUGCCGGUUUCCCAACGUGGCGCUACUACUUCAACGCCACGUUCGCAAACACUCAGUUCUUCCCUGGGUCGGGGGCAUACCACUCCUCGGAAAUCUCGCUCGUCUGGGGGACAUAUCCACGGGUCAACGCGACCGAUGACGAAAAGGCGCUCAGCCGGUACAUGCAGAGUGCGUGGGCGACUUUUGCACGCAAUCCUCCGGCCGGUCCUGGCUGGGAAGGCGUUCCCCGGGUGGCUGAUCUGGGAGUUGGCGGUGUCCUGAACAAACCCAUCGACGCGGGUGUGAUUGAUAAGAACUGCUACCUUUUCCGACAAUAUUAUAACGCCCUCGGGAGCGCAGUGGCAGGUGUCGGGGGAGGUUGA
This is a messenger RNA of Exophiala spinifera, 1584 nucleotides long. RefSeq lists its product as uncharacterized. The coding region runs from base 1 to 1584 and encodes 527 amino acids. Gene Ontology annotation, molecular function: carboxylic ester hydrolase activity. The record is from RefSeq and is a predicted model, not a curated record. NCBI's taxonomy places the organism in Eukaryota, Fungi, Ascomycota, Eurotiomycetes, Chaetothyriales, Herpotrichiellaceae. The transcript has 5 exons.